Pocillopora verrucosa is the source of this 2543-nucleotide messenger RNA. Its product is annotated as eukaryotic peptide chain release factor subunit 1. Gene Ontology annotation, biological process: cytoplasmic translational termination. Gene Ontology annotation, molecular function: sequence-specific mRNA binding; translation release factor activity, codon specific. Lineage: Eukaryota; Metazoa; Cnidaria; Anthozoa; Scleractinia; Pocilloporidae. Gene Ontology annotation, cellular component: cytosol; translation release factor complex. The record is from RefSeq and is a predicted model, not a curated record.
CGCGCAGUAACCGGCAACAAAGUGCGCGCUUGUCUCAAAAUACAGAGUUAAACGAGAAAAUCCCUUGAAAUUCAGGAUCGAUUUUUAUUUUGGGAUAUCCUUAAAGUACAGCUAGUCUAAUCUGUUAGAUUCUCGGUUUUCUCGCCAGUUCAAGGAAAACCAGGCAUUUUAAAACAAACUGAAAAAACGUCGAUCAUGUCGUCUGAUAACACAACAGAAGCGGCCGAUAGAAAUGUGGAAAUAUGGAAAAUCAAGAAACUCAUAAAAAGUUUAGAAGCAGCCAGAGGGAAUGGAACAAGCAUGAUCUCUCUGAUCAUCCCUCCAAAAGAUCAAAUCUCUCGUGUAGCCAAGAUGUUGGCAGAUGAGUUUGGAACUGCAUCAAAUAUCAAGAGUAGAGUGAACAGGUUGUCUGUCCUUAGUGCAAUCACGUCUGUACAACAAAGGUUGAAGCUCUACUCAAAAGUCCCCACAAAUGGCCUUGUAGUCUACUGUGGAACAAUUGUUACUGAAGAUGGCAAGGAAAAGAAGGUCAACAUAGACUUUGAGCCCUUCAAGCCAAUCAACACAUCAUUAUAUCUCUGUGAUAACAAGUUUCAUACUGAGGCCCUGAAUGCCUUGCUGGCAGAUGACAACAAGUUUGGUUUUAUUGUGAUGGAUGGUAAUGGUGCGCUGUUUGGUACACUCUGUGGAAAUACCAGAGAAGUUCUUCACAAAUUCACGGUAGAUCUUCCAAAGAAACAUGGACGUGGUGGACAGUCUGCUCUUCGUUUUGCUCGUCUGAGAAUGGAGAAGCGUCACAAUUAUGUCAGAAAAGUUGCUGAGACUGCUGUUCAGCUUUUCAUCACAAAUGACAGGCCAAACAUAACUGGUUUGAUUUUGGCUGGAUCUGCUGAUUUUAAGACUGAGCUGAGCCAGUCUGACAUGUUUGAUCAGAGGUUGCAAACAAAAGUUUUGAAGCUUGUUGAUGUUUCCUAUGGUGGGGAGAAUGGUUUCAACCAGGCGAUUGAACUUGCCUCAGAGGUACUAGCUAAUGUCAAGUUCAUUCAAGAGAAGAAGCUCAUAGGGAGAUACUUUGAUGAAAUCUCUCAAGAUACUGGAAAGUACUGCUUUGGUGUGGAAGACACCUUAAAGGGACUCGAAAUGGGAGCAGUGGACAUCCUCAUUGUGUGGGAAAAUCUGGAAAUCCACCGAAUUGUUUUGAAAAAUCAUCAAACAGAUGAGGAGAAAAUCCUUCAUCUCAAUCCGGAGCAAGAAAAAGACAAGACAUACUCCAUAGACAGUGAGACUGGAGUUGAGUUAGAACUGAUAGAAAAGAUGCCUCUGCUGGAGUGGCUUGCAAACAAUUAUAAGAGUUUUGGUGCAACAUUGGAAAUCAUAACAGACAAAUCACAAGAAGGAGCACAGUUUUGCAAAGGCUUUGGAGGAAUUGGAGGUAUUCUUAGGUAUCGGGUUGAUUUUCAAUCCAUGGACAUGGACCCAGAUUUGGAGUAUUAUGAGGACAGUGACGAUGAUUAGCAGGAGGAGAAUCUUUCUUUUGUGUUGCAUCUAAACAUCAACUAUGAAUUUACAACCCUUGUUAUUGUAAGAACGGUGGCAUCGUUCGGUUUAAUUAAAAUAUUAUAUACCUCUCAGCCCUCUCAGGUUUUAGCAGACAGUCACAGGUUAUUAAGCGAAUCGAUUGAUGCUAACCAAGGAGACGAAGAUGUCAUUUAUGUGGGCCUCUAUAUAUAUUCGUUUGUCAGCAGUUAGUAUACUGUGCAGGAGUGCUGAUAACUGAUUGUCUAAUACAAAUACAACCAAACAGUAAUGAUUUAACUUGGCCAAACCAGGCGUUCGGGCCAAAUUUUGCGGUCAUUGCUGUCAUAGGACUGGAGUAUUGAUGAACCUUCCCAGAUGGCGAGGAAGCUCCUUCUCAGCAAUUGAUAAAGUAGUCGUGGGAAUUACUAAUUUUUCCAUGUGACAACUGAGGAUACGAAGGAUUUCUGCUCCUCCGUUAAACGCAGAGUCUGAAAGAAUUAACAUAGAGCGCUCUAUUAAGUGUAAUACAACCAAAGCUAAACAUGUCUCAGCAGCCAAUCGUACAAGAGACAGAAAUAUGACACGAAGCCAACACGAACUCAAAGUCGUAGAAACGUGUAGAAGACCAGAAGCGCGAGUAAACGCGAGUACUAAAUCAUGGUUAAACUGUGGGUAACCUGCGAGCAAGUCCGCGGAAUUAUGAAGUAUGGAGUAUAAAAUAGUGUCAAACGCUCGGCAAACCUCUUCUCGUGGGUUGAUGAUUUCUGAUAUUACGUUGGAGACCUGCAGUUUCUGUAGUUAGCUUAUCUUUAAUGAUGUAUCGAGAUGAUAUAGAAGGGUUAUUUGUUCAUUAAAAGGGUUUUACUUUACAUUUUUACGAUACACUGUUUAAAGGUCGGGGAAAUAGAGUGAAAUGUGUUUUGUGCGACGGUGCAAACUGUUUGAAAGUCUGACCUCUGUAAAAUGAAAUUGGAAUAAAAUGGUGAUUCACGUGCGUAUCACUUGUGGAAAAUCAAAAUAGAUAA